Molecule: messenger RNA, 3566 nt
Organism: Anastrepha obliqua
Lineage: Eukaryota; Metazoa; Arthropoda; Insecta; Diptera; Tephritidae
Gene: pall
Exons: 4
Coding region: 134-1417 (427 amino acids)
Biological process (GO): protein polyubiquitination
Molecular function (GO): protein binding
Source: RefSeq, a predicted model, not a curated record
UCGUACCGUUUUCAAUUUCGCACAAAAUAUUCUAGACGUACGUUGGCAAAUUGACAGGAACGAGUUUUUAAAAGUGUGGAUUUAUCAUUUACUAACUAAAUAAAUAAAAGAUAAAUUAAUUCGUAAUUUCAUCAUGAACUUACUAGAACUACCAGAAUGUAUGCUUAUGGAGAUAUUUGAGUUCCUUACCUAUGAAGAGGUAUCUAAGAACCGUUUGGUUUGCAGGAGAAUAAAUCAAAUAUGCCAACAAGUAUUAAAUGGAGGUUUCAGUCGAGCUGUCCGCCAGCAUGGCACCAUCUUUAAACGGAUUAAAUCCAUGCUCCCACGUAGAGAAUCGGAGCGACGGAAUCACAGUUUGGCGCGUCAUGCAGAUAUUCUCACAUCUAUCGAGACACGUAUUUCCAUGCUAUCCAUGACAUAUUGCAAGUACAUAGAUCUGAAUUUUUGUUGUUUCAUACCGGGGCGUGUGUUAGACGAAAUUUUUCGUAUUCUCGCACUAGUGUCAAAAACUCGUAAAACUCUUCGACCACACGAAGUUCUUCAAGAGCUUCGUGAUAUAUCGUCCAUGGCUAUAGAGCACUUUGAUGAAAAAAUAGCAAACCUUCUUAAAUCCUAUGUGGAUGCUAGUGGUAGCAGGUCGAAUGCCAGUGGAAUUGAUAAUAAACGCAUUACGCCGGCAAGCUCAGGUUUAGGGAGCAUUAGCUUCAGUGUUCAACCAAGUAGCUCAAGUAUGUGGGCACAAUCGUCUAGCACAUCCACAUCAAAAAUCUGGACACCGCCAACACGAGCGGCGCCAGUGAAACUUGCUUGCAAUACUUGCAAUGACUCUGCUUGUGAAGCUAUUCUGAACCGGAUGGCCGCUAUUAUAAAUAUGAAAUCACCACAUUCAGACAGUUCAGAUUCCACUGACUGGGAUUCCUUGUAUACGGCAGUUGGGUGUUGCGGUGCUAAAACUACAGAUGUUUGCCGCAAAAAUGAUGCCCAACAACGCAGCAAUGGAUGUGCAGAGGCUAGAGCUACUAUGGUCAAGUACAAGAAACUUGAGUUGGAAUACAAAAAUGGAGUACAAAGGAUGAACCGGAUGCAGCAAAUACAAGUGCAACAGUCACGUCGUUUGCAACAAUCUAUGAACACUAUUACAAUUAUGAGCACUCAAAUCACAGAACUUAAAAAACGUUUGGAGGAUUUAGAUGCAAAGAAUCGUGAAAUAUCUGCAAAUAUCAAACAGAUUAACCCAUCCUCAGGAGAAGCCACUAAUGCAACACCAGCAUCUGGUGCUAUUACUUCUGCAGACGUAGAUGAUGACGGACUUGAAGAUACUGAUAAGGCAGAAGGACCCUCAGCUGCCAAAAAACGGCGUUGCGAAGGAAGAUCGACAGGGCGAAAGAGAAAGUCUGAUUCAGAUGAAGAGCUUUAAAUUGGAUUGAAGAUUACGGAGAAAUUAAAAAUGUCAUAAAUGAAUCAAAGGUAUUAAUCCGUGUUUGCAUUACCUACUCUGCAGCAGCAAUAUCAACGAAAGCAUUGCUCUGCUCUCGCUACUGCUUUGAACUUGAACAGAUGAGUAGUGGAGUAACUGUUUUGCUCCGCUCCAAGCAAAGUUUCUAGUAGCUUAGAGGCAUAGCCAAACAAAUUUUAAGUGCAUAUGGACUCGAACUACAGCUGCUGCUCUUGCUUCUGUUGCUCCCUACUACUUCCAUAGUUGCUAUUUAGCCACUGUACGUUUUUUUUUUUUGUUGUACGCCUUUUUUAUGAAUUUUUGCGAUGCCAGAUUAAAAAUAUAACCGACAAACUAUGUAAUGCAGAUUGUUGGGAUGGUUGAAUGCAACUUAAAAUAAUUUUUUUUUUUGUAGUUCUUGAAGCCUCCAACAUUGUAUGUUAACAUAAUUCCAUACGUGACGGACUCAUUUUAGCGGACAUAUCGCUAAUAAUUUGGAAUACAUAUAGCGCUAAAUCACAUUCUACCGCAUAUCAUAUGUAAAUGUAUGUGAGUACAUAUAUUCGCAAACUAGCGAAGGAAUAUUUCAUACUUCAGAGUCUGAUUUGAAUAUUUUUAUUUUGAGUAUGGCUUGAUGGGAGAAGAUAUUAAGUAUUGAUCAAGCAAGAACUGUGUGUGUAAAUGCAAACAAGCGGGAUGUUUCCAGGAAUACACCAAGUGAUUAAUAUUUACUUUCUUUUUUAAAACAUGAAAGUGCGGACAGGCAACAGAAAUCUAAUAUUUUAUUGCUCUCUUUCCCUCACCGAUAUUUCAAUUGUCUUGAUACUUUUUCCAUUUUUAUAUACAUAUUUGGGCAGGUAACAGCUGCACUAAUUACCUCAUAAUUUGUAAAGACCAAAAAACCUUUAGGUUUUUCCAGUGUAACUCUAGCCCGUAUAUUCGAGAGUUGCAAUGCUUUGUUCUUGUUGCGUUAUCACUCGCCUACCGACAAAAUUCGUGAAAAUGGGAAAAGGUUCCAAAAAGCAUUGAAUUAUCGGCGAGAAUUUAGAUUUCUCUAGUCUGUAUUUACUUUCGUGUCUCAAAAGGGAGCUUUCAUAUUAUUUACUUGAUAUUCCUGGAAAUAUCCGGCUUGUUUGCAUCUAUACACUGUUGCUGCUUGCUCAAUAUUUUAUGGCUCCUACUCAAAAUUAAAAACAAAAAUAUUCAAAUAAAACUCUGACGCACAAAUAUUCCUUUAUGCGUUGGCGCAUAUAUGUAAGUAGAUUAAUUUACAUAUGAAAUGGCGUAGAAUGUGAUGUAGCGCCAUAUCCCAAAUUACAGACACAUAUUAUUAAUUUAUAUCGUAAAAAAAAUGUUCAAGAUAUCAAUAGAGUAGUCCGUCCUACCUGGAUUUUUUUUUAACCUAAAAAGUUGUAGUCUUUAGGAAUUAUAAAAAUCAUAAUUUUCCAAACCAAAAAAAAAAAGAAUAGUGACCAAAUAGUAGCAGUAGCUGGCGCAUAAAUGAAUCAUUUCGCAAGCAGCGCUCCGGCCCAUUUCAAGUUUUCUGCUACUACUCCAACUACAGAGAGCACUUAAACAUUUGUUUGACAAUUUCUCUGAGAUACUAGCAGUUACGAAACGCAUUUUGGAGCGGACCAAACCAGCUGAUACCGCAUUUGUGCUAUCUGUCCACUACUCAUCUGUUCAAGUUCAGAGCAGUAGCGAACGCUAAAAUUAAAACUAGGAAAUAGCGGCGUAAUUUCAAUCCCUGAUAUUAACUCACUUUAACCAAUGGUUAACAAAAACAAUGGUAAUCGCUGGAUUAAAGUUGGCUGACUUCCUAAACACAUAUUACUUUUCGUAUUUCUGCGUAUACUCAAACUGAUUUACUUUGCGACGCAUCAUAGCAGCCAUGCCUCUAAGAAGUCAGCGAAUCUAAAAAAAAUGUAUACUUAUUUUCGUUGUAAGAAUUUAUACAGCCUAUUUCUAUAGAUUAGUUUGUACAAAAAAUAGUCGGUUAUUUGAUUUAGGAUGAAAGCCGACUGAAGUGGUACAAACGCGAAACUCUUACAUUAUGGGAAAUAUUUGUAAAUACCUAGCAGCUACAUAUGUAUUUUGUAUCCUUGUUUAAAUAAAUCGACUUAUGCCUGUA